CGCAGUUUGGUUUCUUUGGUGCGAGAAGACGGUUGGUGUUGUUAUUUUUUUUUUUAGUUCGCUCCGCUGUUUUUAGGUGCUACGCGCUUUAUGGCCCGCUCUUAAUCUUAUCGCAAAUCAAAUCAAACCGCGGCCAAUGAGCACCGUAAUUUCACUUUUUGGCUAACGGUAACGGCACUUCCGCUCUCCGAAUUCGAUAUUCAAACAGUCGCAUUCCAUCGAAAAGCGAAACAAGAAGUGGCCGCAAAAAUGCCCGUGAAAACAGUGAAUCGCCAGCAGAGCCAAACGCCCGCCCAACAACUGCAAUUGCAGCAGCAGCGGGACGUCGAGAAUGGGCUCUAUCCCACGAUUCCGGCCGAGCGACGAUCGCCCCCCUCGCGUCCGCAAACGCUGCGACAGGACACCAUCGAUAUGGAGGAAAUACCGCUCAAUCAGACGAACAGCCAGGAGCCAGAGGAUCGGCGCAAAAUGCACGAGAUAUUUGACAAGCACGACUCUGACAGAGAUGGGCUGAUCAACACGCACGAGCUGAAGGAACUGAUCUCGGAUGGCUAUUGCCGGGACAUUCCCGCCUACAUCGCCGACCAGAUCCUGAAGCGCAGCGAUCAGGAUAACGACGGCCACCUGGACUUCGAGGAAUUCUAUGCGAUGUCCCUGCGCCACAAGUGGAUGGUGCGCAACAUGCUGACCCGCUACUGUCGCUACGUUGUGCCGCCACCGAAGCCCUUAGAGGGCGAUGAGCCCGACGGUGCCUACGAGAAGCAAAUGUCCAUCUGCCCGCCGCCGCUCACCAUGGUGCUCUUCUCGAUUAUCGAGAUAAUCAUGUUCCUCGUGGACGUCAUACAUUUCCAGGACGAUCCCAACUACCAGGAUCGCAUAGGCGAGAGCACAAGUGGACCAGCGGCCACCCUGUUCAUCUACAAUCCGUACAAGCGCUAUGAGGGAUGGCGCUUUGUUAGCUACAUGUUCGUUCACGUGGGCAUCAUGCAUCUGAUGAUGAACCUGAUUAUCCAGAUCUUUCUGGGCAUCGCCCUGGAGCUGGUGCAUCACUGGUGGCGCGUGGGUCUGGUCUACCUGGCUGGCGUGUUAGCCGGUUCCAUGGGCACCUCGCUAACCAGUCCUCGCAUCUUUCUAGCGGGCGCAUCGGGUGGAGUAUACGCACUGAUCACAGCCCACAUUGCCACGAUAAUUAUGAACUACUCGGAAAUGGAGUACGCCAUUGUCCAGCUGCUGGCCUUUCUGGUCUUCUGCUUCACCGACUUGGGUACCUCGGUGUACCGCCACUUGACCGACCAGCACGAUCAGAUUGGCUAUGUGGCGCAUUUGUCCGGUGCCGUCGCCGGUUUGCUGGUGGGGAUCGGUGUGCUGCGCAAUUUGGAGGUGCGGCGAUGGGAGCGCAUUCUCUGGUGGGUCGCCGUCAUCGUUUACUUUGCCCUCAUGACCACUGGCAUCAUCAUACACGUGUUUGUUCCCGACUACUUCCCAAAACAGGAGUACAACUAGCCCCAUCACUAGCUCUAGCCCUAGCCCUAACCCUUAACCAUGUCCAAAGUGCACUUCGAUAUUGAGCCGAGGUUGCAGUACGCACAGUACUAUAUAUAGGAUUUCUUCUGACCAUGUGCCUAUGCCAGCUGCAAAAAUAAUUUAUUUUUUUACAACUUGCCAUGUCAGCUUCAUUCCCAAUCCGAAAGUGGUGCAAGCAUGUCGUACGUAUUUUUAUAUAUUUAUAUACAUACAUACAUAUAUAGUAACGUAAUUAUGCCUUCCUCAUAAUUCUCUUAUACAAAAGACCGACCGCGGUGGUCCGCCGUAUCGAUUCCUUGUUACUCGAUAUUGCGCAUCCACUUAAGCCGUAACCAAAACCCAGACACUAGGCAGGCACAUACAUAGCCACGUAGCACAUAAGAAUUCUUUUUCAUAUGUAUGCACAAAAGCAUAAGCAAGAAGCGCUCUCGCGCAGAUCAAGUAAACAACCCACUAACCAAGUACAUUUAAGAUUUUCUCACACCAUUUGUUUCAGUCUUAAGCUGAUAUUCAAUCAAUAAAAACGCAAAGCGAAUUCAUUCGAAGUUUUUAUUCAUUUCGGUUCAAAUACGGAUCAUUUAUUCGACUCAAAAGCAAAAAUUAUUUUACUAUAUGUAUUCUCGAUCCACAUGACGCGACGCGGCGCAACGAAAUGUCGACGGAGAACAAAACUCAGAGCUGCAUUUGUAUUACACAUUUCGUUGACAUUUUUUUUUUUUCAAGAAAAACGAGAAAUAUCUUUAAACAAAGUGUACUGUAUAUUUUUGGAGAUUUAUUAUUAAGAUCUUAUAUAUUUAAAUGUAAUAAAAACAAUGUCUUUG
Drosophila melanogaster (fruit fly) is the source of this 2345-nucleotide messenger RNA. RefSeq names its product rhomboid-4 (gene rho-4). Bases 250 to 1503 code for a protein of 417 amino acids. The record is from RefSeq and is marked reviewed. NCBI's taxonomy places the organism in Eukaryota, Metazoa, Arthropoda, Insecta, Diptera, Drosophilidae. Gene Ontology annotation, cellular component: membrane. The transcript has 4 exons. Gene Ontology annotation, molecular function: serine-type endopeptidase activity; calcium ion binding.